This is a messenger RNA of Zasmidium cellare ATCC 36951, 1125 nucleotides long. RefSeq lists its product as uncharacterized. Bases 1 to 1125 code for a protein of 374 amino acids. Gene Ontology annotation, molecular function: phosphoric diester hydrolase activity. The record is from RefSeq and is a predicted model, not a curated record. Gene Ontology annotation, biological process: lipid metabolic process. Lineage: Eukaryota; Fungi; Ascomycota; Dothideomycetes; Mycosphaerellales; Mycosphaerellaceae. The transcript has 2 exons.
AUGGUCAUUCUGUCGACAUUCGGAGCCUUGCACAUCCUCCAAGUCCUCAUCGGCCGCUCACGCCUCUUCUGGGAUGCCGAUCGAGUCGAGUUCAACAGGUUCUUGCCGGAUCUGGACAGGCUCCAUCGCUUCGAUAACGGACUUUUUCGCUCGACUGCGGACGCGUCUCAGGAUGUAAUCCCAAUUCCCUGCCACUCGCACAACGACUACUGGAGGCGGGAGCCGCUCUUCGACGCCAUCAGCUGGGGGUGUACGGGCGUAGAGGCGGAUGUCUGGCUUUUCGAUAGGGAGUUGUAUGUCGGCCAUACCAUGUCGUCUUUGAAGCGAGGGGGAACGUUUCGGGAGAUUUAUGUUGAUAAGCUUGUCGGGCUGCUUGAUCGUAUGAACGCAGGGAGCGAGGUCGGUGGCGGGACGGGGCAAUUGAGUGGAGUGUUUCAUCGAAAGCCUGGUCAGGCUUUGACUCUGCUGGUUGAUCUCAAGAACAGUGGACGUCAGGCUUUUGAGAUUCUGCAGAAACAGCUCAGCCCGUUGCGGGAGAGGGAUUAUGUCACGUACUGGAACGGACGGGAAGUCGUCCCUCGAGCGGUUACGGUGGUAGCGACGGGAGAUACGCCUUUUGACUUGGUUAUUGCGAAUGCCACCUACCGCGAUAUCUUCUUCGAUGCGCCGUUGGAAGAACUGUGGGAAAGGCCUCGCAGCCCUAUAGAUGCUGAAGAUCCCAUCCACGAGCUCGAUAGCGAGAUAGACUACGGGUCAGCCAUGUCUCUACCCAACGAAGGCCAAACCUCGAGGCAUGAAUCAAGCAGCGACAUCCACAACCAAGGCCCAGAACAGUACAACACCAACACCUCCUACUACGCCAGCACCUCCUUCGCCAAGACGGUCGGAUUCGUCUGGCGCGGCCACCUCUCCCCCAGACAAAUGGAGAUCAUCCGCGGCCAAAUCCGCGGCGCCAAACGUCGUGGCCUCAAGACGAGAUAUUGGAAUACCCCGCCGUGGCCGAUUGCGUUGAGGAACCACGUGUGGCAUGUGCUCGUGAAGGAGGGCGCCGAUGUGCUGAAUGUUGAUGAUCUCGCGGCGGCGGCGAGGCAGACGUGGAAUGCGAGGGUGCAUCAGUUGUGGUGA